Messenger RNA from Plasmodium vinckei vinckei, 1140 nucleotides. Its product is annotated as lipoate-protein ligase B, putative. Gene Ontology annotation, biological process: protein lipoylation. The transcript has a single exon. Gene Ontology annotation, cellular component: mitochondrion. NCBI's taxonomy places the organism in Eukaryota, Apicomplexa, Aconoidasida, Haemosporida, Plasmodiidae. Bases 1 to 1140 code for a protein of 379 amino acids. The record is from RefSeq and is a predicted model, not a curated record. Gene Ontology annotation, molecular function: lipoyl(octanoyl) transferase activity.
AUGUACAUCGGAAUUGCUAACAGAAUAAAUAUUAAAAAAUGUAAAAAGCAACGAACAUAUUUGAAUAAUGAAAUAUUUAUUUUUGAUUUUAGUAGAAAACUUAUAAACUAUAAUCUUGCUUUCGAAUUACAAAACUUUUUACAUCAAUCCAAAAUUAUGUUACAACAUGAAAACAGUUUAAAUGCAUUUGAAUUAGACAAAUUUAAAAAUUUUAAAAAUAAACUUGAAAAGUAUGAUUUUUGUUUUAUACUUCAACAUCCCCCAUGCUAUACAUUAGGAAGUUCCGCAAAUCCAAAAGACAUACUUUUAAAUGAAGCAAAUUAUUAUAUUGAAGAUUUAGGAAAUAUAUAUAAAAACUCUUAUUUAUAUACAAUUCAAAAUUUUACUAACAAAUAUAAAAAUAUUAAAGAUGAAAUAGAUCAAUCUGAAAACUAUGAUGAAAAAAAAGAUUAUUUCCAAAGUUUUGAAAAAUAUAUAAAUGAUCAAAAUAAAAUACCUAUAUAUCGUAUCAACAGAGGUGGUAAAGCAACAUUUCAUGGACCAGGCCAAUUAGUUUUAUAUUUUAUAUUUAAUUUAAAAAAUUAUCCUUCUAAUUAUGCUGAAAGAUAUAUUAACCUUGACAAAGAAAAUUAUAACACUCCAGACAAAAAAUAUGCAACACAUAACAACAAUGAUUAUCCAUUAGUCACUGAGAUUAAUCCUUUAGUACAUGUAGAACACUUAUUUGAUCUACAUAAAACAAUAAUGAAUUUCCAACAAGUUGGCAUAGAUAUUAUGAACAAAUUUUCAAUCAAAACACACACAAAAGAUGAUUCAAUUGGCGUUUUUUAUAAUGAAAAAAAACUUAUAUCAAUUGGUCUUAAAAUUAGAAAGUAUAUAUCUAUGCAUGGUAUGUCAUUAAAUUUUAAUGUUAAUAUAAAUUUUUUGAAAUAUCUAUUAUCAUGUGGUAUGGAUCAUACCAAUUAUAUUUCACUACAAGAAAUAGACAAAAUAAUCAAAAAGAGGAACAUUGGAAAAAGUCAAAUAGCUAUACAUAAUUCAUUGUUAAAUGAAUUAACAGCUAACUGUAUACAGUCACUAAAAAAAAAUUUUAAUGCCAAAGUAAAAAUAACCAAUAAUAUCGAGGAUAUAUUUGCUUAA